This is a messenger RNA of Racocetra fulgida, 1054 nucleotides long. NCBI's taxonomy places the organism in Eukaryota, Fungi, Glomeromycota, Glomeromycetes, Diversisporales, Gigasporaceae. The record is from the annotation of a GenBank genome assembly.
AUGUCUUCUAAUGAUUUCGAAAGUGCACUUUCAAAAUUUAAAGUGCUCAACAGAGAACAGCUUGAAGACUGCACUCCGCACGAACUUUACACAUUACAACAAGCUUUACAAAUCAAGAAUUAUGGUGGUUUUGAUAUUGUUGGAACUUUACCUCUUGAACUCUCUGUGAAAAUUUUUGAAUAUCUUGAUUGUAAAGAUCUAUGCAGUUGUCGAGAGGUAUGCCAAAAAUGGAGAGGCAUCACAAAAGAUUCCACUAUUUGGAGGUCUAAAUGUCUAGAAAUGCACUAUCAUGAUAAAGAAUCAAUUACAGCAGACGACAUAAAAAAUAUUCCAAAAGAAGGUUGGGAAAAAUUGUAUAGUAGAUUAUAUCGACGAGAGGUUAACUGGAACAAUGGAAGAGUUCAAAAGCUUAGAUUUUUAAAGGGACAUAAGGAUCGUAUAACUGAUUCAAAAUUAAAAGGUAAUAUUCUUGUCACUGGGUCAGCGGAUAGAACGGUGCGAAUUUGGAAUGUUGAUACUGGCCAAUGUGAACACAUAUUCUCCGGAAAUGUUUUUAGUUGUGUUGAUUUUUUACCCGAAGAAAAGAUCAUAGCUGCUUCUACUUAUUUCCGGUCUUCCUUUCUUUGGAGCACGGAAACUAAAGAAUUGUUGGGCGAGUUUAAUGGUCAUGUGAGUGCCGUAAGAUGUAUCAGUUUGUCGAAAUCUUUUAUUGCUUCUUGUGCAUUUGAUGGGAGCGUAAUUGUUUGGAACUGGAAAUCUGGCGAGAAAAUUGCAACAAUACCAGCAGAUUCAAUUGCAGUUCGAAUAUUUGAUACUACGAUUUUAUCACUUAGUAGUCAAAAAAUCGAAGCAUUUGAUAUAAAUGAUGGAACAUGUAUUUUUUCAUCACCAUUUGAAGAAGGGCUAGUGGGCUGGUCGUAUAUUCAGAAUUAUUUGUCAUCAAUAGAAAAUCCGCAUGAUGGAAUUUAUGAACAAAUGCUAUCAUCACUGCCAGUAGUUAAGAAAUUAAGCAAUUAUUCUUCGGUUCGUGUAUUUGAUUUCGAUGCGCGUAAAA